GCGUGUCGGAAAUGUGUCCGGAGAAGAAGAAACGCUUCCCUUACUCAUCUUCACUUGGGCUUGAACACAUAUCUUAACCAAGUUGUCUCAACUUGUCUGCAGUUGACAGCAAGGUCCUACACCAUGUCUAUACUCAAGAUCCACGCCAGAGAGAUCUUUGAUUCUCGUGGAAACCCCACCGUGGAGGUUGACCUUUACACUGAUAAAGGCUUGUUUAGGGCAGCUGUUCCAAGCGGUGCAUCUACUGGAAUCUACGAAGCCUUGGAGCUUAGGGACAAUGACAAGUCACGCUACCUUGGAAAAGGAGUCUCCCAGGCUGUAGGACACAUUAAUUCAACUAUUGCACCUGCACUUGUUGGCCAAGAUGUAUCUGUGGUUGAGCAAGAGAGAAUUGACCAGAUAAUGAUUGACUUGGAUGGCACAGAGAACAAAUCCAAAUUUGGCGCAAAUGCCAUCCUGGGUGUUUCUUUAGCUGUUUGCAAAGCUGGUGCAGCAGAGAAAGGUGUCCCUCUAUAUCGUCAUAUUGCUGACCUUGCAGGAAACCCAGAGGUCAUCUUGCCUGUGCCGGCCUUUAAUGUGAUCAAUGGUGGCUCUCAUGCAGGCAACAAGCUGGCCAUGCAGGAGUUCAUGAUCCUGCCCAUUGGCGCAAGCACCUUCAAAGAAGCUAUGCGCAUUGGAGCUGAGGUCUAUCACAAUCUGAAAAAUGUUAUCAAGAAGAAAUAUGGUCAGGAUGCCACCAAUGUGGGUGAUGAAGGUGGCUUUGCUCCAAACAUCUUGGAGAACCAGGAAGCUCUGGAGCUGGUAAAGGAGGCCAUCGCUAAAGCAGGAUACACAGAUCAGGUUGUGAUUGGCAUGGAUGUGGCAGCAUCUGAAUUCUACAGGGAGGGAAAAUACGAUCUGGACUUCAAGUCUCCUGAUGACCCGAGCCGUUACAUCACUCCAGACGAGCUGGCUGAUCUCUACAAGAGCUUUGUGAAGGAUUAUCCAGUGGUUUCCAUUGAAGAUCCCUUUGACCAGGACGACUGGGCGGCCUGGACCAGCUUCACUGGAAGCACAGACCUUCAGGUUGUUGGAGAUGAUCUGACGGUGACAAACCCUAAUCGCAUCAGCAAGGCUGUGGAGGAGAAAGCCUGCAACUGCCUGCUGCUUAAAGUCAACCAGAUUGGCACGGUUACUGAAUCCAUGCAAGCGUGUAAGAUGGCUCAGGAGAGUGGCUGGGGUGUGAUGGUCAGCCAUCGCUCCGGUGAAACCGAGGACACCUUCAUAGCAGAUCUGGUGGUGGGCUUGUGCACUGGACAGAUUAAAACUGGGGCACCCUGUCGCUCUGAGCGUUUAGCCAAAUACAACCAGAUUCUAAGAAUCGAAGAGGAGCUGGGUGACAAGGCUCGUUUUGCUGGAAAAAAAUUCAGGAACCCAUUGACAGAGUAAAUCCAUUUAAUUAACAUACGAAUGGAUUCACACACAAUCUAUAACAACACAUCAGA
Messenger RNA from Etheostoma cragini (Arkansas darter), 1484 nucleotides. It is a transcript of the gene eno1b, whose product is annotated as enolase 1b, (alpha). Gene Ontology annotation, molecular function: phosphopyruvate hydratase activity; magnesium ion binding. The record is from RefSeq and is a predicted model, not a curated record. Lineage: Eukaryota; Metazoa; Chordata; Actinopteri; Perciformes; Percidae. The transcript has 12 exons. The coding region runs from base 124 to 1428 and encodes 434 amino acids. Gene Ontology annotation, cellular component: phosphopyruvate hydratase complex. Gene Ontology annotation, biological process: glycolytic process.